AUGACACUGGUGAACGCGACAUCUGACAGUGACAAAGACGAGUCUGAAUUGGCUUUGAAGUCUAUAUAUCUAUCGAUCUAUUUCCCUAUCUAUCGAUCUAUCUACCUAUCUCAGUUUUCUUCAUAUCUAUCUAUCUAUCUAUCUAUCUAUCUAUCUAUCUAUCUCAGUCUUCUUCAUAUCUAUCUAUCUAUCUAUCUAUUUAUCUAUGUCAAUCUUCUUCAUAUUUAUCUAUCUAUCUAUCUAUCCUCAUUUUUCUUACCUCGUUCUCAUUUUCCCUCUACUUUUUCAGGUUUAUCAUCCUUUUUAUCGUUUCGUUUUUUUUCUCUCUUUUUAAUUCUUUUGACUUCCAUCUUCCUUCCUCUCUCUACCACGUUUUACUUUAUUUUCCUCUCGUUCUGUUAUUACGUAUUUAUUCCAUUUCAAUCUUUCCCAGUUUCUUUCCUUCCACUCUCUCCGUUCUUUCUUUCUUUCUUUCUUUCUUUCUUUCUUUCUUUCUUUCUUUCUUGUCGUCCGUUCUUUCUUUCUUUCUUUCUUUCUUUCUUUCUUUCUUUCUUUCUUUCUUUCUUUCUUUCUUUCUUUGACAUUCUUAUUUACCCGUCCUCUCCUUCACUUUCUCUUCCUCGCUUGCAGUCUGUCGUUAAACGCAUGGGGACAUUAUCUUCCCUUUCUUACUCUCUCUCUCUCUCUCUCUCUCUCUCUCUCUAUCUAUCUAUCUAUCUAUCUAUCUAUCUUAUAUGGUUCAUACCAGAAAAAUAUCGCGCCUUAGAUGUCCGUUCUCAAUCAUUUAAAAAAAAAAAUUCGAUCUUUAUCCAUACACUCGCCCUCUCUCUAUGUCCCUCUGCCUUCUUCCAACCUCCCCUCUCCAUCUUUUCUUUAUCUAUCUCUCCUCCCACUGCUGCUAGUUCUCAUUCCUUUCAAUGGUAG
This is a messenger RNA of Acanthosepion pharaonis, 924 nucleotides long. Lineage: Eukaryota; Metazoa; Mollusca; Cephalopoda; Sepiida; Sepiidae. The record is from the annotation of a GenBank genome assembly.